AUGAUUUCCUGACACACAGCAAGCUGGAGAAAGAAAGGAAAAACUCCAUUAAAACCCUCCAGACUCUCCUCCAUGUUAGGAAUGAAAUGGAAAAUGGAGUGGAUUUAACAGGAAUCCCUGAUUCCUGCGGCCAGGCUGGAGGAAGGGAGACGCGACUCACAGCCGCAGGCUGCUGAUAUUUUUUAAGUCGCAAUAAAUACCGAGAACUCUGGGGCAGGAUGAGGAUUUCCUGACUCGGACGAACAAGAAAGGACAGAUUUUCGCAAUAUUCCUCUCCUUAUAUUUAAUUUAUUCACCUCGAUGAUUCUCUUGACUGCUCUGGUAAUUGUUAGAAGCGGCUGUGACAGCCUGGAAACAUUAGUAUGAUUUCCUGAGUUUGAGAUUCCUCGCCCCCCCCCCCCCCACCACUACUCCAAACUCAGGAAAAGUCAAUACAAUCGCACUUCAUUUUUCCUUCAUGUGCACUUGGAAGUCCUGGGAGCAGCAAGAGCAGCGGUGGCAGCAGCAAGAAUGAACUGCAAGGAAGAAGAUGAUAACUGCACUGACGGGAGCAGCAAUAACCCCAAGAAGAUGUUAAAAUGCGUGGUGGUUGGGGAUGGUGCGGUUGGGAAAACCUGUUUGCUGAUGAGCUAUGCCAACGAUGCCUUCCCUGAGGAGUACGUGCCCACCGUGUUUGACCACUACGCAGUAACUGUGACUGUGGGAGGACAGCAGCACUUGCUGGGACUUUACGACACUGCAGGGCAGGAGGACUACAACCAGCUGAGACCCCUGUCCUACCCCAACACGGACGUGUUCUUGAUCUGCUUCUCGGUGGUGAACCCUGCCUCGUACCACAACGUCCAGGAGGAGUGGGUCCCCGAGCUGAAAGUCUGCAUGCCCAAUGUGCCUUACGUCCUCAUAGGAACACAGAUUGAUCUUCGAGAUGAUCCCAAAACUUUGGCUCGGCUGCUUUACAUGAAGGAGAAACCACUCACCUACGAGCACGGAGUGAAGCUGGCUAAGGAGAUCGGAGCACAAUGCUACCUGGAGUGCUCAGCGCUCACACAGAAGGGCCUUAAGACUGUCUUCGAUGAAGCAAUCCUGACCAUUUUCCAUCCCAAGAAGAAGAAGAAGCGUUGUGCAAAAUGCCACCGCUGCUGCACCAUUUUGUGAAGCCACUUGGAAAGGAAAGUGAGAUGAGUUCAGUGAAACCAAGCAGGUUAGAAAGGCAAUGAAAGUCACAUGCAACUGAAACGGGGAACAUGACCAGAAAGGGGUCCUUUUUACCAAAAUAGGAGCCCUCCAUUCUGUGAAACCUCCAAGCUGUAUCACGCUAGGCCAUCUCAUGUCUAUGUGCUUUCCUAAACCUCCAGAGUCGUACGCAGCCUGUUCCCACUGCUGUGGACUGCACUGAGCCAACAGAAACCAGGAUGCCUGCUCCUGCUCGACUCUUCUUCACCUUAGGGAUAAGGGGAAGGUGUUUGGAAAACAAGCAAACAAACAAGAAAUUAAAGGUGGUAAAAAGAAACAGGAGAAACUCCAUUUGUGGCCUUAAGCAAGUAUUGAUCAAAAUUAGGAAUUUACAGUAGGAAUUGAAUCUGAACUGACCGAAAGCACGUGGAGAUCUGUAGAAAUCUAAUAUGUAAAAUGUACACUAUAGGUAGGAUGUACUUUUAAAUUACUUUUCUUUUUAUAAAGCUCGCUAGGUCGGGAUAUACUUCAGUUGGUUCGAACUACAUGGAAGCAAAGUGGAGUGAUUCAGCUUAUUUUCACUUAAUGGUGAAACUUCACAGCGUCCGUAUGUUGCUGCACUCAAGCUAUCAAAAUGGAUCAACAUUUACCUCCAGACUUAAGGAAUGUUCUUACAACUUAAAAAUGCAAGUAACUGUACUUCUACAAGGGAAUGUUCAGGCUGAGCCAUGUUUCCAUAAGCUGGGAAAGGAAGAACAGAGUUGUAGCAUUUACGUACUGAAACAAAGACGUUCUGCCACCAAAGAGUAUUGCCCUAGACAUGAAAUCCCAGCGUGCAACAAUCGCCUUUCCAAAGUGAGAACAUGAAAGAGACACAUUGCCAUGGCAACUGAAAAAUUACCUUAUAGAUCAGCUGGAUUUCUGCAUUUCACCCAGCAGACAAAAACAGCAAAAACCAAAAAGCCAAAGGUCACUCUGAUCUCAAGCGCUUUAAGGUGAUCCAAGUGCCUCAAGAUUUUUUUAGAGUAUAUCAUGUAAAAAAAAAAAUUACCAAAGCAGAGUUAUAAACACGGUGAUUUACUGUAGUUCCCCCUCCCCUCACUCAUUACUUCUUUCCUUGCUCCCACUUCCCGUUCUUCUUAUGGUAAGUGCUGGUCAAGUCACAGUCCUCAGGAGCGGACUUUCCGGCUGGGUGCAGGUAAUGGGCUGCAGCCCACAGCACAGAGGUGGGAAGUCCAGACCUGGAGGGAGCACAAGCUGCCUGUAAGCUCCCUGUGCUGUUGAAAAAAAGUGUGCUUUCCACUAAAGCCUCUCCAGGGAGUGUCUACGUUCGCACUUCACUGCAACGUUGAUGCUCAGAGACGAACUCGAAGGGCAUCUGUCUUCGGAUACCCUGGCAAUGCCAUGAGACUGUUCUGUUGUGGAUUUCAUUUGCCAAGCUGAAAAUCACAGUGCCAGCAAAUACAGAUUUCGAGACCUCAAAUGUAACUCCUUGCAAAAGCAGCAUCUGCAGUUAGUGGUCCCAGAACUGCUCAGAGUAAGCAGCUAACAGAAGAGUACCCCCAGGCGUGUACUGGGCCCCCUUGCCCCGCUCCUCUCCAGAAGCACUGUAAUGUGGCUGAGUGCACACAGGCAACCAGAAAACCCUUGUGAUUAGCAGUGAAUUACAGACUGAGUGUUAAUCUGAGGAAUUAGAGACUUCAGCAGGAUCACAGGAACUGCACCAUUGGUGCAGAGAAGGGAAUGAGCAUGAUGCAGUGCCCAGUCCUGCAGCCAUUGAAGAUUAUGGAUCCAAGCUCCUGCUUUCACUCUAGCAUGAAUUUUAUUUGACAUGGACACCAACAGAAACCAGAUCAGACACCUCAAAACAUUUCUAAGAGGAAAUCAAUGUUUUUCAGUGAAAAGAGCGAUCAAAUGUGGGCUUAGUGCCUUGCUGCUCUUACCCAGCUGGCUUUCACUCACCACCUCUUCCUUGCUGCGCACAAGUAUGGAUGAAAACAAAGUUGCACUAAUUCAAAGCUAUACAAAAGAAAGAUUUCCUUACCACCAGCCUUGUUCCUACAUACAUUACAUUUGGUUCUAUUAUGUCCCAGACAUUUGCUUCCAAUGGACUGCCUGAUACAACACAGCUCAGAGCGAGGACAGAGCUGAAGCCCAGUGAAGGAGCUCAUGUCGUGCCGCAGAGGCUGUGCUGCUGUCCCAAUGUGUGUAGCAGCUGGGACACCAGCAAUCAGCUGAACUAUAACGUGUAAAAAGAUAUUGGAAGACUAUGAGGGAAACUAGGAGUAACUAAAAGUCCACUGGGGAACUAAAAAAAAAGAAAAGGUUUCAACAGAUAUCAGAGAAAACAAUUAGAGCUUCACUGUGCUGCUCUUUGCUUCAGUGGAAAUAGGUGAUGAUUUUCUUACAGCUGAUGUAGGCUGCUGUAGAGCACUAGCCUGUAUACAAGUCUCUGGUUGAAGUAAGUGAAGUCUGCUGUAGCUGAAGUGCAAUGCAAACACUCAGGUUGGAGCUGCCAGAUAUUCUUAGAGCUUCACAAAAUACAGAGGAAACAAAAAUCCAGACUGACAGCUGAGCUUAUCGCAAAAUAAUGAGCACACUGGCAAAGUGCAAUAUAGCAUUCCCGGCAUGCAUCAGAGCAAGCCACAAUACUGAAAUGAUAUUUUUGUGUGCUACCCAGUAUCAGUACUGCCUAUUAAUACUAAUAGGAUGGCAUAGGGUAGCCACAUAAAAUCAAAAAUCAAAUAGGAAGUUUUAGUGCUAAUGUAACUACAGUGGAGGAAAAUUAACUAAAAAAUCAUAUGGUGAUAUAGAAGCUAAAAUGCUCCAAUCCUAAUGUAUUAAACUGUAGCACCCUGCACAAAUCAUUGCAUAACUGUGAAAGCAGAUACAUGUAAAAAAUAUUAAGAUUAACCAGGGUUUUAUUCAUAUCUACAAAAUGAAGCGCCUAAGUUUGUGAAGCAGUACAAUUGCAAGUUUUUCAAGCUGAUUGUAAUUAAAAUUUGACAUUUGGGAGCUAGAAAGGAGGGAGGGUGGUCACAAUCCACUGAGAAAUCACCUCUGUACUCCUUCUAUUUUUAAUCUCAUUUCCAACAAAAAUAAUUGGUUUGUUUUUUUUUUAAAUAGACAUGGCUAAUGCAGGUCCCAUAAACAUUAGGCCUGCGUUAUGUACACACAUUUAUCUAUGCAAUGUGACAUUUUUUCAAGGAUCUGCCCUGAUAGUCUGCUGUUUUGGGGAGGAUGGAAUAACACAGAGCAACAGGCUUCAGAAAGGCAUUGUAGACAGAUGCCAGGAGACUCAUUGACUAUCUGGCAAGUCAUACCUAAUACCUUUCCUAAAAGCCAACAGAUGGUGUGUGAACAGGCAGCAAAGCCUAUUUUCAGAAAUAUCAACACACCAGGCACAGUGCAAGCACAGGCAUAAGGCAACAGAUAUAAACUUCAAGUUAUUUUCAAGCACCAUUAGUAACAAGAAAAGAAAAUCAAUAAAUGAUUGCCAGCUGAAAGGAGAUAGGUUUUCUCAUUGUAAGACGAGCUGGAAAUCAGACCCUGAUUUCACCUUCAAAGGAGCAGAGGCAGGAUAGUCAUAAAGGCUAUAAACCAUCCCAGGAACCUAUCUGACAAUGUCCUUUUAAUGCAAACGACGUCAAAGCCUUUCCUGACAGAGCUGCCUCUGCUAAUAGUCUGCUGCCAUUCCUAAAGCACUCACAACUUAAAAGAAGUCUGCUAGAUCCUAGAAAACCCAUCUCCUUUGACCUCUUCUGAAACCUUAAUGUUCUAUCGGGAGUUGUUAACCUGAAUUUCUCUGACAAAGAAAGAUGUGGAAACAAAGCUCCAACCCUACUCAGUGCCAUACAGGAGCAUUUGUUCAGCCAGGUGUAAGUCCCGUGUGCUUAUAUCCCCUGGGACUGGAGGGGAGCAGUUCUCAAUCUGAGCUCCCCAUGACUGUCCUGCAUGCCAAACGCUCCCAGACCUUCCCUCUCUGCCCUGCAAACACCUCCUGUCACAGCAGUGUGUAGCUCAUGAAGAACAAUCAAUUGCAUCAGACCGAGAAAUAAAAAGCUUUGUCUCACGCUGCCUUGAAUUAGGCUCAAUUAGUGCCAAAGGCACGAUGUGGGCCUUUCCCUUGACUUUGACACCCGCUGGACCUGCCGCUAAUCUUCUGCACCACCAAUAUGCCGGGAGAGCGCCUGACACGAAGGGUUGGUGUAGCCGAGAAAGGAAGCCUCUCAUGCUAAGUGGGAGCUGCAGAAUUCACAGAGUCCAGCAGGACCACUGAAACAAUCAUUUCAGCAGCUGUCACUGAUAUUUCUCACCCUUCUUCUCUUUUAAAGCACUGCUUCAGUUCAAAACAAACACAGCUGUCAAGAUCUCACCCAAGAUACUGUCCCAAGACUCCAGAGACACAGUCUGAGAGCCCUUUGCAGGAGCUUGGAAAAGGUUGUAGAAGUUCUUGCAAACAAUUUCUACCAAUGCCUCCCUUCAUCACAGCCAGUGUUGUACACAGCAAGGGAUACAUUGGCCAAUUACACCAAGAGUAUGUGUCUAGCAGAUGUAUUUUCACCACGGGAGCUGGCACUUCCUUACAAAAACGUCCCUCUAAUUCAGAUAUGAAAGCUUACUUGUAGUCCAUGACCUUUUCUUCAGCUUUUUUUCCCCAGCGACACAGCAAAUACCUCCUGAUUCACAGUACUGAAACCUCAUCCAGAUUAAAAAUAAAUUGCAAUGGCAUCAAUCAGUCUCAAGGCAGGCUGGUCUGAAACACAAACACAAAUGGAGAAGGCAAAUGUGCCUUCUCCGCCGCAGCAAUACAACAUAUGCUCGUUUAAGCCCAGGAACCAUUUGUUUAAUGAACAGGUUGAAUGCAGGAAUCUGGCUGCAUAUGCAUUGCUCCUGUAUUUUCCUUUUGCCUAAAGAGUAUGUGCGAUUUGUUUUAUCCUGCUUCUGUAUUUAUCUGGAAAAUACAGAACAUUUUCUUGGUUCACAUCUCUAUAGGACUAGAGUUCUUACUGUGACAGGAGGUGAGCAUGGAGCAACCUAUGUCAGAUCAUUUCUGGACACAGUUGUGCUCUGUGUAAAAAUGAAAACAAGUCUCUCCUAUAAAUGCCUAUUUUCCUCUUAGUGAAUAAAGCCCCUCUGAGGGCAGGAAAAAGCCUCCCACUGACUUCAAUAGUGCCUUGUGAUCUCAGCUCUCCUCACCUAUCAAAACAAAACAUGAAUAGCUGCAAGAUCAGGGUCCAGAGUCACUGUCAGCUUGAUCCUGAAAUGUAAAUUUCAUUUUAAGAUAUUAAGGGGGUGCCCAUAACUAGGAUGAUUUUUUUUUUCAUUCUGCUUUCUUUGCUUCAGUUAAAGCUUUCAGAAAUCUGUGAAUGACAAUUUAUUUUUCCUGGGCAGUUCCAGGAACCCCAGCAGAACAACAAAGAGAGUCAGAACCUCACUGCAAGAGCAAAACGAGCUCACAAACCCACAUAUCGCAGAGGGACAAGCUCAUAUGAAUUGUUGUCAGUGGUGAAAAAUCUCUUUGACUUUGAAAACACGUGCUAAUAAAAAUAGCUCUGAGCAUGAUCCCCCCCCCUCGCCUCCUUCCAGAACAUACAGACCAUAAUGCCAUAGUGGUUGGCUGCAUCUUUUAACUAUAAUUUCAGGUUUGGAUUUUCAAAGGUACUGUGUUUCAGCUUCAUUUCUCAUGAAGACAAUGGAAAAUUUCGGUGGGGUCCACACAUGACUAACAUGGAAAGCAUUUGAGCAUCUCCUUGUUUCCUUUUUGUCUGCCCUAUUACUGUGGCUGACCAAGCUUUGAGCACACAGAUACACUGAGCUGGGUCCAAGAAUCUGUUAUACUUUUUGGCUGCUGGUUGUUGACUCCCUAAAGAAGUUAGGCAUCUGGAGACUUUGAUCUGAUCUGAUCUUUAGCUCAAGCUCUGGAGACUGGAUUUGUAACUCCUGCUUUCAACCAUUACUGCAGCCGAAGAUGAAAAUGAUUACAUUAGCAGUGUAAUAUCAAGACAAAUAGGUAUCUUUGCUGAGUUUGACACUGCACUCAUUGCUGUCAUUAAAUUUCAUCUCACCCCAGUGGAGUGGUAGCAUUCAGCAUGCCAGAUUGAAUUUUGCAUUUGGUUGUGCCAAAGAUCACUUUGAGCUCUUGCUGAUAGCAGCUCUGGCAAAUUUUGACUUUGAUCAGAGGCUAAUGAAUUCACAGCAAACAGUUGUCGCCAGUCUACAGUUUCCAGAUCGUCCAGCACAACAGUUAUUUGUACUGAUAGCAUGUAGAGAUUUUUGUCUGAUGUCUGUCAGAGUAGUUUGGAUGUAAGCCACGUCCACAGUGUGACUGUCGUACCGUCUCUCCCAACACACUCCCCCAGAACAGGCAGCUGCUCUAACAACAUUACUGAACCGGCAGGCACAGAACCACCCUGUCGAUAUGGAGUAAAUGAGCCCAAACUUUCCCCAAACCUGUAAAUAUUAACCCCUUAACAAGCAUUAACAUAAAGCUACGUGAGAGAGGAAAGACACUGCCGAAGUCAUCUCAACUCCUCAGCAGCGGUGACCAGAGGUGGCAAGCCCAGGCUGCCGGGUGGGAUGUGCUACAGAGCAGGGCACAGCACAGCAGCCUUGCUGCCCCAGCCCCAGCCUCCUCCUUGUGAAAAGGAGGGCUUCAAAGAGGAAGGCUGCAGAGAGGAAGAGCAGGGAGACAGACCUGGACUGUCCUCGAGUGCAAGGAUAACUGAAUCCAGUUGAACCUGUCAUGAUGUUGACGCACCUGUUACGUACAGGCAUUUCGCUGCAAAGAGAUUCUCUGCUUCCCUGAGAACACAAAGACAAGAAAUUUUCUUUCCUUUCUUUUUGCGUAGUACUUCAGCAAUACUUACAGUGCAACAAGUUAUUCUCAUUGAGUUCAUUCGUGAAGCAAAUGCAAUGACCUCAGCCCAAAUCAGAGCCUAACACAUCAUCCAUCAGCUCUUAGCAAGUUAAGAAAGAGCAUCAUUUACUUGAUGUGAGCAACUGAAGCUUUCUCUCUUAAAAGUUGCUAUGUGCAAUAUCUCUGGAGUAUGGGUCUGGUAAAACCAAAGGAUGAGUACUAAAAAGUUACGUCUAACUUCUGAGUGGCAUAUCUCUUUUUAAAGAUGAACCAAAUCUUCAAAAUUCAAGUCAGAGCAAUACAAUUUCAAGCCAAGGAAAUAUAGUUUUCCAGCAAUUGUUUUGCAUAGUUUAAAAAUCAUGUAAACAGUAUUAGUUUCCUAUUUACUGCACAUGAUUCUGUACUCUUUUGCUUAUCCUCUUUUAAACAUGUAAUUAUUGUAUAUUGUAACUGCAUAUUAAUAUCCUCUAUUGUACAUAGUUUAUUUUAACAAAAUAAAUGUAUUACUAAGUAUUUUGACAGCAUCAUUUGAAGAAGGUAUUGCCACUCUAUGUAUUUUCCCAGAUGCUAAUCACUUACACUCAGCAUGACAUCUCAGGCAGGAAAAACAUGCACUGAUACAUAGGAUUGCUUUUGGGUGGUCCUAGAACCACCUGCACCUUCCAGUGUCCCCCACCAACAAUAUAAAAAG
Molecule: messenger RNA, 8723 nt
Organism: Cygnus atratus (black swan)
Lineage: Eukaryota; Metazoa; Chordata; Aves; Anseriformes; Anatidae
Gene: RHOJ
Product: ras homolog family member J
Exons: 5
Coding region: 511-1155 (214 amino acids)
Biological process (GO): small GTPase-mediated signal transduction
Molecular function (GO): GTP binding; GTPase activity
Source: RefSeq, a predicted model, not a curated record